GAGCUGCAGGAGCUGGUCUACUUAAGUCUACUGGGAGACAACAAGCUCUUCACUGUUCAUACAGUCCUGUGUCUGUCUGCUAGUCUGAGGCCAGGGCAAAGAAAGCCGCAGAGAAGGAGGCCAAAGCCAAGAAGCAGAAAGCCAACAAGGCGCCCAAAGCCCCAAAACCCACUAAAAAACCCAAAGCCACCAAGGCACCCAAGAAGCUCAAGGCCACCAAGGCACCUAAAGCCACCAAGGCACCUAAGGUCACAAAGCCCAAAGCCACCAAGGCCUCCAAGACAACAGCAUGGAAGGAGGAGGAGGUGAAGCCAGUGACCAGAAGCCCCAGUCUGGAAGAGGAGGAGGAGAAACUCCUGAUUGAGCUGGGCUGGGACAGACUAGACAGCAGACCCUCGGGACACACACCUCUCUCUGCUGGCUCCAAGACCCUGACAGAGCAUGGUCAAGAUUACUGGGACACCAAGCUAGACAGAGAGAGGACUACCACUGAGGUCAUCAUGUAUGUAUCAGUGGCAGCUAAACAACUCAAGGAGGAGGCAGAGAAAGCUCGCAAGGAAAAGGAGGAAAAAGUGAAGCGGCUGAGGAAGAAGUGGGAGGAGGGAGAGGAGGAGAGGCUGAGGAAGAUCCCAGUACAUGCCGAACCCAAGAAAUGCCCUCCUCUAGGUCUGGAGUCCCAUCGUGUUGACGAUGACCAGCUGCUGGCCUCUUCUCAGUCUCACCACGGCUUCUCUGCUCAGCGGGGCAGGCUCAACAUGCAGAGCUCUGGUAAUGAGGAGGGUGUGUACGGGGGUGCGUGGUGUGCUGAGCCAGAGGAGAAGAACCACUGGUUUGAGGUGGACGCUCGCAGAGAGGUGGAGUUCACUGGAGUCAUCGUACAGGGCAGGAACUCAGACACAGCGGAAGAUUUUGUGUCCACGUUCUACGUGUCCUUCAGUAAUGACAGUCGUGAUUGGACGGUGCUCCAUGAUGGCUAUGCUGAGUGGUUGUUCUAUGGGAAUGUGGAUAGGGACUCUCCAGUGAUGGUGCAGUUUGAUUGGCCAACCGUGGCACGUUACAUCCGUGUCCUUCCCCAGAGCUGGAACGGCAGCCUGUGUCUCAGAGUUGAGGUCAUGGCCUGCCAACUGACCAGUGAGUACAGUACAAUGCAUAACCCCAUCAAACCUCCAUAA
Messenger RNA from Oncorhynchus masou masou (cherry salmon), 1172 nucleotides. Its product is annotated as adipocyte enhancer-binding protein 1-like. The record is from RefSeq and is a predicted model, not a curated record. NCBI's taxonomy places the organism in Eukaryota, Metazoa, Chordata, Actinopteri, Salmoniformes, Salmonidae. The transcript has 10 exons. Bases 501 to 1172 code for a protein of 223 amino acids.